This is a messenger RNA of Closterium sp. NIES-67, 913 nucleotides long. The record is from the annotation of a GenBank genome assembly. Lineage: Eukaryota; Viridiplantae; Streptophyta; Zygnematophyceae; Desmidiales; Closteriaceae.
CUCUAUGAUGCCGGCACACUGCUACCUUUCCGUGUGUGUUUUCUCUCCUGCAGGACCUCUCUCACUGUGGCAGCGGCUGCGUCUGGCGCAGGGAGCAGCGGAGGGGCUGGCGUACCUGCAUGAGUUUGACACGCCCAUCCUGCACCGCGACAUCAAGCCCGCCAACGUCCUUGUGACUGCCGACAUGCAUGACAAGGUGGCUGACUCCGGGUUGCUCAAGUGCCUCACACACAGCGUGUCCGACGCCACCAGGGUGGUGGGCACGCCCGGCUAUGUGGACCCUGACUACAACCGCACCAAAAUCAUAACUGCCAAAAGUGAUGUCUUCAGCUUCGGCAUCGUUCUUCUGGAGCUGCUGAGUGGGACGACACCCUCCUUUCAUGAAGUGCAUAUCCGAGAAUGGGUACGUCCAGCCCAUGCACAUUCCUCCCUGUCCCUGCUCUUUGAGUUCCUGAGCAAGGACUUCUCAACUUGGCUGAAGAAGCAGGGCAUAAGGCACUCUCUUACCAUGCCCUACUCUCCUGCAAUGAACGGCAUCGCCGAGCGUGCGAAUCGGACACUCACGGAGACGGCUCGGGGACUUCUCAUUGAAGCCGGUCUACUCAAUUACUUUUGGCCGGAUGCGGUGCGGCAUGCUUGUGUGGCCAAGAACAGAGCCUUGACUCAUGGUGCUAUUGCAUUGGCUAAGAACCCGGUUCUUCAUGGCCUUACCAAGCACAUGAAGGUGAAGUGGCAUUGGGUGAGGAGCAUGGUAACCGCGGGUGAAGUGGAGUUGCACUACGUGAAGACGACGGCGCAGCCAGCUGAUAUGAUGACCAAGAGGCUGGUUGAGCAGCAGCAUUGGAAGUGUUGCAAGCUUGCUGGGAUGUCUCUGAACUAAGGGGAGCAGAUUCUAAGGCCAACAAUCCGAGGG